Messenger RNA from Stylophora pistillata, 2264 nucleotides. RefSeq lists its product as uncharacterized. Gene Ontology annotation, molecular function: protein binding. The record is from RefSeq and is a predicted model, not a curated record. NCBI's taxonomy places the organism in Eukaryota, Metazoa, Cnidaria, Anthozoa, Scleractinia, Pocilloporidae.
GUAGACUAUGUCGUGCGCGUUGCGGUUCGCUUUUUGUGUCAGUUGGACGGGAAAGAUUCACUGAAUCUUGGUUUCAGUUGUUUAACAAAUUAUCAUUACAUAGAGAGAAGAUUGCAAUGUAGCAGAGUUGAAGUCUAUCACCUGCUUCAAGAUUUUAUGCUUUUUAGUGACCGCCUUGACAAACCGAAACAAGAAUCUCUGGCAAAGCUUUUUGAAGUUAUUGAAUAUAAUGUUCUUGUCCUCUCAGAAUGUCCCCACCUUCUGCAUUCAUGUUUACGAGGCAUCUUAAACGUCCCGGAUUCACCAUCUCCUUGGCUUGAAUAUAACCGAUCAAAAUCCGCUGAUUUAGUUGCAGUUCCCAUCACUUACACUGCUCAUAUUUUCUGCAUUGCCAUGUCGUCUGAUGAAGGGACAGUGGCUGGUGCACUUGGUCGGUCUCUCGUACUCUUUGACGCUUCGACCGGACGGAGAAAGAGUAGGCCUUUUGUGAUUAGUAGAGAUACUAUUACGCAUGUAACCGAUUUGAAAUUUCUUCACGGCGAUCAGUUCAUAUAUUUUGGAUGCCCUUACAGACUGUUUUCAGUUGAACGAGGACGUGUGGAGGAAUGUCUGCCAUUAUUAGACAACCGUAACUCGGAGAGUUCGCUGAUGGAACGCGUCAAAUCAAGAGAAACGAUACAGGGUCCAUCUCCUUGCAAAAACAGGCUUUGUCUUGCAAAUUUGUUGGCUUUGUUCACUAUGAGGGAAAUUAAGAGAAUUUCAGAUGGUGAGAUAACUUUUUAUAUCCGUCUUAGGCCUCCAUGCGCUUAUGAGUGUUUUAUAACUGAAAUUAUAAGAAAUUCGAUGAGAGAGCAUUCCUGGAAAAGUAUGCGUCAAAGAAUCAUUAAACUUUACGUGGGCUUUUAUCGGUAUCAGGGUUGGGAUCUUCGGAAUGAAAUGCCCGUGCUGCUACAUAAAAAGUUCACUAAAGUGUCCGCAAUGGAUAUAGAUGCAUACCCCGAGUCUCUACUUUAUGAGAAAUAUGGAGUUGAACGCUCUGACUACGCUAAAUCAUCACCACCUCAUUUUGAAUCAGUAGCGGUAAGAGAGUCGAUCGCGGCGGUAUUCUUUUCAAUCAACGUAGUUGUAACUGUUGCCUCUAACGGACAUGUGACGUUUUGGAAUGUUACCGAGAAAAGAGAAAAAAUUGCCUUUAAAUUGUCCCCAAAAAUUAGUAAGUUUGGUGAUCCGAUCAGCUCCGUGAAGUCUUGUGUGUUUUCCCCAAGCGGACAGCUGAUUGCCAUUCACCACGGAAACAACGUGGAACUAUAUUGCCUGGAGGGAAGUGGUAUUGUUGAGUUCCUGUGCACGGUAUUUUUAACAGAUUGCAAAGACGUUGUUUCAAACAUAACGUUUUCAUCAGACAGCUCCUCCCUUCUCUUCUGUGUCAAGAAUUUUAGAGAUGAUUUGAGUUGCUUCGUAUGGGAUGUGACAGGGAAAUGUACAAUAGGAAAAGUGAAGUCGAAAACAUUACUCGCCAUUGAAUCUUGUUGUACUCUGUCACACAAACGAGAGCUUAUUCUGUGUGGGGAGUAUCAGAUUGAGGUCUGGAAAUACGAUGAAGAUCCUAGUCGCCUUUUGACCAGACUUGGAGUUGAGAAGCCUUACCAAUCUGUCGAGUUCCGUCAGUGCUCUGUUUCGUUGAACGAUAAAUUUUUAAUUUGUUGCAUCGCCAACAGAAUUCUUUUGUACAAUCUUCGUGCUUCUCAAAUCAAUUCCUCAAAGCUUGUUCUCUGCGGCCAUCUAGGUAGAAUUGAUUUUUGCCAAUUUCUUAAGGAAAACCGUUAUCUCAUUUCCUAUGGUAUCGAUGGUAUGGUCUUCCUGUGGGACAUAAACGAAUCUAAAGCGGUCGGAUUUGCAAAAAUAGCACAUGGUGACGAAAGAAUUACUAGCAUGGCGGUGUCUCCUGAAGAGAAUGAAGCUGUUUGUUUUGUUUCGUCUGGUCGAGUGUGCCUGAUAACACUCCGUGGGCUGUGCAUUGCGCUGCCUUUCAGAACUCCGCCGUCUUCGGUGAAAUAUAAUAAUGAAAAGGCAGAAACAAAUUUACAAUUUGUAGGAGCCAUGCCUACCGUGAUUUGAAUGUUUAAAUCCUGUUUUCAUUUUAAUCGUUUUGAAGUAAAACGUGAAGGAGCUCGUGCUAGGCCUUUACUUUCUGGAAACGGGAAAAAAAAGGACGGGGGAAAGUUUGAAAGAGAGGCUCUCGUUUCGCAGUCGUUUUCCUGGCA